AUGAUCCAACAGACUGUUAGGGGACGGCUGUUAAGUGAUUUGAAACUAAUGGUUAAUCUGAGAUCGGGUGGAACGCCUGAUUUAACGAAGGACUACGUGACGACGCGUAGAAGAAGUCCUCAAACACCGGAGGCACAACAAGAAGGACUGGACGCAGGUCUACCAACACCUGCAACCAACAGAAAGGUGAUUGCCCGAGGGGCUUUUGAACCUGACGAGACAAUCGAAGAAGAAUCGAACAAGUCGAAUAUCGAAUACGAAGACCCAAUUGACAACAAUGAGAUGUCGGAUAACGCGGGUGGCUCUAGUAGCCGUGAUGAUGUGAGUGAGGAAACUCGCAUGAGAUUGGAGAUCGCGAGACUCCAGCAUGAAGUCCAACAGAUGAAAGCAAGUAGAGGUGAACCCUCUGCUAGUGAUGAGAACAUUAAUGCAGAUUUAGCAAACUAUCUGCAGAGAAAAGGCAGAACGUCUGCUAUUGUGAAGAUUCUUAAUGAAUUCCGUGACCAAGUGAGAUUCAUAAGGGAGCCAGUUAUCCUCACUGGUUUUGUGAAUUAUUCAGUGUGGAGGGAAGAGAUCCUCCUCGCAGCGAGGCAAUCUCAUACAAUUGAUAUCAUAGAUGAGAGACAACUUGGACCCAAAGAGGAUGCCAGUGCUGAUAUGCAACGGUUUUGGAAAGAAUGCAAUAUGUGGCUGUAUAACUACAUGUGGUUUGCAAUCACUCUGCAAGCAAGAUCUUAUCUUGUUACACCCAAGGAACUAUCUGCCUAUGCUCUGUGGACAGCUAUAGAAGAUAUCUUUGCUGGGCGGCCUGCCAGCAAUGCCAACACUGCCAGCAAUGCCAACGAUGCCAACGAUGAUGUUGGUGAUGAUAUCAGCGAUACCAGUGAUGAUAGCGGCUACAGCAGUGUGGAUAUUGAUAUGGAUUCCAAGAUGGAAUGUUUGGAUGGAUCAAUGGAGGACAAUCCUACAAGUGAUAACAAUCCUACAAGCGAUAACAAUCCUACAAAUGAGGACGAUCCUGUCCUGAGCACCCUAACUGACCGCCCAACUACCGUGGCGGAAGCCAAAAGGAGCCCUGAUUGGGACUACUGGUAUGAGGCGAUGAAGAAAGAGGUCAGCAUGUUUGAGAACAAGCAGACAUAUAUUGUCGUUGAGAAGACCCCAGGCAUGGAUAUCUUAACUGGUAAAUGGGUGUUUGAUCGCAAGUUGAACAAUAAGGGAGAAACAAUCCGGUUUAGAGCUCGCUGGGUGGUUAGGGGAUUCCUCCAACAACAAGGAGUCCACUAUACAAAGUCGUACGCCGCGGUGGUAUCAGGACCCACGUCACGGAGCUUAUUCGCAAUCUCAACGGCAAAGGGGUGGAAGGCAAAGGCGAUCGACUACGUCUCCGCGUUCUUGAACGGCAUACUACCGCAGCACGAGAUGGUAUAUAUGCAACUGCCUACAGGGAUUAAGCACGGCAGGGGGGGCCUGGUUGGCCUGCUCCGCCAGAGCCUUUACGGGAUGAAGCAAGCAGCGAGGGUGUGGUAUUUCCUUGCGACGGAACACCUCACCACUCUAGGAUUCAAAAUCUCGCCGUACGAUGGCGGAUUCUUAUAUCACCCUAUUCGCAAGAUCUACCUGACAUUGCACGUCGAUGACUGUCGGGUAACGGGACCCCAAGAGCAGCAAUUAGACUGGAUAUUGGCAGAGAUUGCUAAAAGGUUUGAGACAAAGGAUGUCGAAGAGAACAAGCCCUACCUUGGAAUGGAAGUCAAACGUCAAAUGAACGGCGACCUAGCGGUUACCCAGAACCGUUAUAUCGAUGAGAUCCUUGAGGAUUUUGGAAUGGACAAGGUCAACCCGGCCAGCACGCCGAUGGCGGCCGGCAUACGCCUAGAAUUCUCACCAGAUGAAGAUAGCGGGUUAGAUGACGAUUUUACUGCUACUAGAUAUCGUCAAGGCUUAGGAUCGCUGCAGUAUUUGGUGUCAAGCAGCAGACCAGAUCUGGCAUUCGCGGUCAACUACCUCUCACGUUUCAACUCGCGUCCGCACAAGGAAUGCUGGGCAGCAUUAAAACACGUCCUACGCUACGUCAAGAAAACGAAGGAUCACGGAAUCCUAUACAAGAAGGAGAUGAUUGGGGGACUCAGUCCUGUCGCGUACAGCGACUCAGAUUGGGCAGGGGCAGACCCCCAAUACAAGUCAACUACAGGUUACAUUAUCCUGCUAAACGGAUCACCAAUCUCGUGGCGGUCGCAACGGCAGACCUCAGUUGCAAAAUCAACCACUGAGGCGGAGUAUAUCGCGGCAAGUGAGGCAGCGUGCGAAGUGAUCUGGCUGAAUGACAUGUUAUUUGAUGCUGGAUUAGUAGAAGGGAAAGCGAAGGUAUGCUCGCACCUGCGAGUUGACAACAAGGGCGCGAUAGAUCUAGCAAAAGGGGAGUCCUUGACAAGGAGGUCACGUAACAUCGAGAUCAGAUACCAUAUCCUUCGCGAUCUGGUUGAAAAAGGCGAAAUCAUGAUGGAACACGUUGGUUCUACGGCCAAUAUAGCUGACGGCCUCACCAAGCCACUGGCAAGGCCUGCCUUCGAAGAAUUUGUUAAGAGGAUUGGCUUAAUGGAAAUUGGCAAGAAGGGGUGA
Histoplasma mississippiense is the source of this 2622-nucleotide messenger RNA. RefSeq lists its product as hypothetical. The record is from RefSeq and is a predicted model, not a curated record. The transcript has 2 exons. The coding region runs from base 1 to 2622 and encodes 873 amino acids. NCBI's taxonomy places the organism in Eukaryota, Fungi, Ascomycota, Eurotiomycetes, Onygenales, Ajellomycetaceae.